Molecule: messenger RNA, 477 nt
Organism: Clonostachys rhizophaga
Lineage: Eukaryota; Fungi; Ascomycota; Sordariomycetes; Hypocreales; Bionectriaceae
Source: the annotation of a GenBank genome assembly
AUGAUACCGAAGAACAUCCCUCUCCUCUACCACAUUGUUUUCCUAGGAUGGGAACCGCUGUCCGCUAUCGGCGGCGGCCUGCAGCUACUCACCAAUCCCGCGGAUUUCGUCCACAACUUCGUCCCCCGAACUCUCACGACUCUUGACCCCUUACAAAAUAUCCUGACCAACGAGCUCGGAGCAGCAUAUAUCUCCGUUGGCGCCAUACAGGGACUCCUACUGACCAAUACCGAGGAUCUUCGCAUCUGGCGGCUUCUCAAUAUUUCCCUCCUUGUUGGGUGGGAUGCAGUCUUGAUGUAUUCAUACUGGCGCUCGCUCAGCGUGCAGAACAGACUGGAUUGGACGACAUGGCGGCCUUCGGACUGGGCCGCAAUUCUCAUUACGGGAUUCGUUGGAGCGACUCGCCUUGCGUUUGCAGCAGGGGUUGGAUUGACACGUGCGAAGGCGCAUGCGAAGCGCAGCAGCAAAGCCGACUAA